Messenger RNA from Colletotrichum tamarilloi, 261 nucleotides. RefSeq lists its product as uncharacterized. NCBI's taxonomy places the organism in Eukaryota, Fungi, Ascomycota, Sordariomycetes, Glomerellales, Glomerellaceae. Bases 1 to 261 code for a protein of 86 amino acids. The record is from RefSeq and is a predicted model, not a curated record. The transcript has 2 exons.
AUGGAUGUGUCUGCCCAUCGGGUCUGUCUGUUGGGGGUAACUUGGAGACCUGGGGACGACCUGAAGUGUUCAGUGCUUUUUUUUUUCCCUUUUCUAGCGCCGGCGCAUUGCACCCGCCCUUUGCUCGUCCGCACAUCAAAAGAUGAUGAGGUCUUUCAAUGUCGCUGGGGACAGGUGUCUCUCUCGCUCUCAUACGUAAGUACCUUCGAGUCUCAGAAACUUCCCCAGGCUCCCUCCCACCCAUUCUGCUGCAAUACCUAG